AUGGGAUCUCCAUAUCCAAAUGUUCAAAUGUAUGAACCAAAAGUUGAGAUUGGAUCCAAUGUUAAGAAACCACGAUGUGGGAACUUUAGCAUUGAAGAAGAUAUUCAACUUAUAGAAUCGUGGAUAAAUUCUAGUAUGGAUCCAGUGCAUGGAAAUGAGCAAUCAAAGAAGACAUAUUGGAAUAGAAUUUGUGAGAACUACGAUGCCAAUAGGUCAUUCGAUGUUAGCCGGAGUGAGAUAUCUCUAGUUAAUCACUGGGGAGCAAUACAAAAGGGCAUAAAUAAGUUUAUUGGAUGCUUAGUUCAAGUUGAGUCAUUGAAUCAAAGUGGCUUGACUCAGCAAGACAAGAUUGCUCGUGCGAAAGAGUUUCAUCUAAAACUACAUAAAACUCCAUUUGCUUUUGAACAUUGUUGGGAUAAAUUGAAGAAAUGUCCAAAAUGGAGUAGUAGCAAUGACAAAGCAAGAAAAAGAUCAUUCACUAAUACAUCUUUGUCUUCUACUCAAGCUCUAGUAGAACUAGGGGAAGAUAAUAUAUCCACUAGGAGAGACCCCAAGAUGAACGAAAGAGCUGUGAUAACGACUGAGGAAACUGCAACUUAUGGAAAGAACAAGUGCUCGAGAGGAUGA
This is a messenger RNA of Corylus avellana, 627 nucleotides long. RefSeq names its product glutathione S-transferase T3-like. The record is from RefSeq and is a predicted model, not a curated record. Lineage: Eukaryota; Viridiplantae; Streptophyta; Magnoliopsida; Fagales; Betulaceae.